CCUUCAGUCUUUUCAAAUAAAAGCAUAAUUUUUAUAAAAAUCUUUAUUCCAUCAUGAAUGGAAAAAAUAUAUUUUGAGAAAUGUGUAAAUUAACUUUAUACUUGUCCUAGUUUAUCACAGCGGUGGGCCUUGUAGCGAAUAUAGACUUAUUGGAGAGUUUUCCAAAUGUAUUGUUUUGAUAGAUAAUGGAUCCAAGAAUGUGCAGACAAAUCAGUAGUAGUGAAAGUCUUCCAGAUGCAGAGAACGUGGAAGUGGAAGAGUCAAAUAUUAUCAUGCCACAGGAAAGUGAUGAUAAUUUUCUUCUAGACGGUAGCCCAGAACCUCACUCGGUGACAUGGCUCGACGACGAUCAGAUCGAUGACUUAGAUAUUAAUUUAGACCAAAAUAACCUAUUUUUCCAUAGAGUCGAUAGUGCAGAUAUAAUAUACAGAAAUAAAAAGAAAAAAUGUAAAAUGGUAGGAAAAUAUGUAAUGGGUGACGUGUUGGGCGAAGGUUCUUAUGGAAAAGUAAAGGAAAUGCUGGAUUCAGAGUCUUUAUGUAGACGAGCAGUUAAAAUAUUGAAAAAGAGGAAAUUACGACGGAUACCAAAUGGUGAACAGAAUGUGCAGAAAGAAAUUCAGCUACUGCGAAUACUUAGACAUAAAAAUGUGAUAGAACUAGUUGAUGUAAUGUAUAAUGAUGAAAAGCAAAAGAUGUAUCUUGUAAUGGAAUUCUGCGUUGGAGUGCUUCAGGACAUGUUGGAAUCAAGUCCCGGCAAAAAGUUUCCACAGCGGCAGGCUCAUGACUAUUUCACACAGUUGCUUGAUGGUUUAGAAUAUCUCCAUGGACAAGGAGUAGUCCACAAGGACAUUAAGCCAGGCAAUUUGUUGUUAACUCUCAAUCAAAUACUUAAAAUCACAGAUUUUGGUGUUGCAGAGGCAUUGGACAUGUUUUCACCCGAAGAUACAUGUUACACUGGCCAAGGAUCCCCUGCAUUUCAACCUCCGGAGAUUGCAAAUGGUGCUGAGACAUUUUCUGGAACAAAAGUAGACAUUUGGAGCAGCGGGGUUACAUUAUACAACAUGACGACUGGUCGGUACCCUUUCGAGGGCGACAACGUGUUCCGUUUACUGGAGGCGAUCGGGCGCGCGGAGCCCGCGCCGCCGCCGCGCUGCCUCGGGCCGGCGCUGCACGCGCUGCUCACACACAUGCUCAGCCGCGACCCCAAGCUGCGCCCCGACGUGCAUCAGAUACGACGACACGCUUGGAUCCAAGCGACGCCUGCUCUAGAGGCGGGCGAGCGGCUGGUCAGUCCGCGCUCGCGGCGCUCCGACGAGCAUCACAACUCUACAGUCAUACCUUACCUGGUGGAGAGGCACUACGCCUCCGCACAGGAGUUCUUCACCGAGAGGGACCUCAGGCAUGAGCUUGGCGACAACGGGUCAAGAACGAUGUCGACAGCGGAGUUAUCUGACGGCGAAUCCACUCAAUGCAAGAGGCGGUGGCACUCCUCUUGCGGCAGACUGCCCUCUUGCCGCCUCACGUGAACUCUGAACUCUCCCGAAUGUGUUCCGCAAUCAUCUAAAGUGUUCCACACUAAUCUACAGUGUUCCACAUUAAUACACAGUGUUCCACAUGAAUACACAGUGUUCCACAUUAAUACACAGUGUUCCACACUAAUCUACAGUGUUCUAUAUUGAUACACAGUGUUCCACACUAAUCAAUAGUGUUCUACAUUGAUACACAGUGUUCCACACUAAUCUACAGUGUACCACAUUGAUACAAAGUGUUUCACACUAGUCUACAGUGUUCCUUAUUGAUACACAGUGCUCCAUAUUGAUACACAGUGUUCCACAUUAAUACAUAGUGUUCUAUAGUGAUGUUCCCCACUGACCCACAGUGAUACUAAAAGAUCUAGAAUGUUCCACAGCAUUUCAUGCUGUGCCGUUGUGUUCAACAAUUCACCGCUAUCACAACGCACAGAUAAUGCACUUUACUUCGUCAAUAUUUCAGUGCGUUAGAGCUAUGGAAUGUUCCAGAAACAUGCCAUCUGCUUUGAAACAACUUUGUGUCAUUUAGUUCCCCUUUUGGAAUGAUAAAAGGAUUGAUUUUCCGUAAUCGAUGUCUUUAAAGAGUUUUUCAAAUGUACACGAGGAAAUAUUUAAAAAAAUGAUCGUAUAAGUACAGUCGUUCACGAAAAUUUUCGUUAAAAUUUGUAAGUGAUUAUUAAGCGGUCAAUAUUUUGGUAAAACUUAUUCAUGUUCAAUCAAGUAGUCUCACUCAUACUUUUGUAUUUUUGUCUUUGCUUCUCUUUCUAAUUAAGGUUUAUUACACAUUGCGGUUGAUUUCCGUAGAUCUUUACUUCCUAAAUUUUUGUUAUCUUGUAUAAAUAUACGGAAACGGAAAUGUAUUUAAAAUUUUAAAUUUUUGACAAUAAAGGAAAACUAAAAUAUUAUAUUUGAACAAGAAACAAACAUGUCGGCUAUCAUUAAAUGCUAAAUUUUGGACAGAUAUUUCUUGUAAUUACUAUCUUUCAAUUAAGACUGUUCAGUAUCUCAAAUUAAAUAAAUAUUUUGUUAUACUAAAGAAUGAAAUUUAAACGAUUCAUUGAUACUCCUUUUAAUUAUUUUAUUGAAGUACAGGAUAAAGAACUUAAUAUUUUUGAUGGAAUAACUCUUUCAUUAAAGAAAUAAAAUGUGACCUUUAUAAACAUGAUAACUCUCGAUCACAAACAAAUUCAGUCUAGAACAUUCUUUACAUCUUUACUUUGACUAAGAAAGUGAUGACGUCACACGGUGUGUAAUCGAUAGUUUUGGUUUUUAACUGAAAUCCAAUAGAAAUAAUGUUUUCUGUAAAAAGAGAAAAACUGCAAUUACAAAUAGUGUAUAGUCCUUACGGUUAAAAACUUAAUAUCUAUAUUCCGGUAGUUUCACGCAAACAUACCCUAACUUCAUACUAUUAGAACAUAGUUACAUCGCUUUGUGACUAUUAUACGAUUCAAACUUUAUAGUUGCUCGUAAUUAUCUGCGAACAUAAAUGUUUUGAAGUGGGCUCAUUGCGAAUUAAGUCAAUUAGAUACAUAAAUUAGUGCAAAAAACU
This is a messenger RNA of Papilio polytes (common Mormon), 3078 nucleotides long. It is a transcript of the gene Lkb1, whose product is annotated as serine/threonine-protein kinase STK11. The transcript is spliced from 6 exons. The record is from RefSeq and is a predicted model, not a curated record. Bases 186 to 1526 code for a protein of 446 amino acids. Lineage: Eukaryota; Metazoa; Arthropoda; Insecta; Lepidoptera; Papilionidae. Gene Ontology annotation, biological process: glucose homeostasis; intracellular signal transduction; establishment of cell polarity. Gene Ontology annotation, cellular component: cytoplasm. Gene Ontology annotation, molecular function: protein kinase activator activity; ATP binding; protein serine/threonine kinase activity.